CCCAAAUCCCCCGCUCGCCAGGACGAACCGUCGCCUGCGAUGACGCGCCGAAGCCGGGAACGGCGCGCGGCCGCCGGCGACGGAGACCCAGCCGGCCCCCCGCAUUACGACCCCGACGAGGAGCGCCGCCUCGCCGAGGAGGUGCUAUACCUCCACUCCCUCUGGCGCAGCGGCCCGCCCGCCCCCGCCCCCGCCGGGCCUCCCGCGCAACCCGCCGGAGGCUCCCGCACCACCCGCCCCGCUCGCGCCCGCCCCAAACAGCGGAAGCGCCGCAGGAUCGAGCGCCCCGCCGCGGAGCCCGAGGGACCCGGCGCCGACUGGCCCCUCGCGCCCUCCCCGCCCGCCUCCCCAUCCCCCGCCUCCUGGCCCGACGCCACCCCCGCGCCCAGGCCACCGCCGCAGCAGCCUUCCCCCGCCUCGCUCGCGCAGCGGGACGCCCUCCGCGCCGCGGAGGAGUUCUUCUCCGGGCGCGGCGCCUCGGGCGAGUCGGAGGGCUCCGAGUCGGAGGACGGCGGGGACGCGGCGGCGGAGUUCUUCCUGGGGCUGUUCGAGCGGGACGCCGCGCUGCGGGGGUACUACGAGCGGAGCCACGAGGAGGGGGAGUUCCGGUGCAUGGGGUGCGUGGGGAGGAAGGGGAAGGGCAGGAGGUUCCGGGACUGCAAAAGCCUCGUGCACCACGCGCGCGACGCCACGCGCUGCGGGAGGCCGCUGGCGCACCGCGCGCUCGCCGCCGCCGUCUGCCGCGUGCUCGGCUGGGACGUCAAGCGGCUGCCCAGCAUCGUCAUCGACCCCCGCGGCACGCUCGGCCAGGCCCUCCUCGCCAGGGAGGGCGAGGGCGAGAGCGACGCCGCUGCUAUUGCUCACGAAGCAAAGGACAAUGUUGAUGCUGGGGAGAAUGGCCACAAGGAUGCAGCGAAGGAGGAUGUUGGUCUGGAGAAGAAUGGCUCCUUGAAUGAUGAAAGGAAGGAGGAUGUUGAUAGUAUAAUGAAUGAGGGCCCCUUGAGUGAUGGGGAUGCGGUGAAGGAGGAUGUUGAUAGUAUAAUGAAUGACGGCCCCUUGAGUGAUGGGGAUGCAACAAAGGAAGAUGUUGAUAAAGGGAAGAUUGACCCUCCAAGUAAUAACAAUGAUGAAGAGGUUCAUGAGCAAGGGAAUGGUACAGGAACUGCUGAAAAGGAAGGUGCUAUUGGCACUAAACAGGAGCAUCCUAAGAGUGCAGAUGAUAUGAGGGGCACUUGUGAUGUCAGACUAGAAAACAAUUCAUCGAAGGAAGAAGCUGCUACAGAGAAUAAGGAGGAGCAUACUGACGUGUUGUUGACUCCGGAGAUGAUAUUGGUAACUUGGGAAACAAUUUAAUGGACUCAUCAAAGAGUUGAAAGUUGAGAUGGUGCUGUGUACACACGAACUGAAGGAGCACAUCCUGGCAUCUAUCCAACCCGACCAUGUGGAGAAGGCGGGCGACCAUUUUCUAUUCUGUUUCGUGAAUUCUACCUGAGCAUUUCUCGAUUUUGCAGUUGUGUAGUUAAUCAACUGUUCUUCUUCCGUGGCCUAACUGGAGCAUAGCUCGUUCUCCCACUGGAGCACUCUCAUGUUAAUAGAGAAGUUUCUGUUGUGGCCAGUUAGAUUCAGUUGCAAUUUCUUAAAAUGAAUGAAGUGAUGUGGUCCUUCUUUCCCUC
Messenger RNA from Triticum dicoccoides, 1673 nucleotides. RefSeq names its product chloride intracellular channel protein 6-like. Bases 40 to 1353 code for a protein of 437 amino acids. The record is from RefSeq and is a predicted model, not a curated record. NCBI's taxonomy places the organism in Eukaryota, Viridiplantae, Streptophyta, Magnoliopsida, Poales, Poaceae. The transcript has 9 exons.